AUUUCCCAUAUUUUACUCUUUUUCCUUGCAGUUUUGUCAACCCGCAUGAAACAAUUGGCUCACUUGCUGGACGAUUUCAAUUUCGAAUGCAUUGGCACAGCGCAAACAGAUGAUGAGAAUGUCAUUUGCGAAAGUCUGAAACAUUUCGCCGCCAUAAUUGGAACCAUCGAAGAUGAGCGAGAAAAAAUGCUGACGCUGGCGGAUCAACACAUUAUUAUGCCACUGGAGGAGUUUCGUAAGAAACAUAUUGGCGGCGUUAAGGAGAAUAAGAAAAAGUUUGAUAAGAAGACAGAAAAAUUUUGCCAGACACAAGAACGUUUCCUGAAUAUGUCAACAAAAAAGCCAGAGAAUACGAUACAGGAG
This is a messenger RNA of Rhagoletis zephyria (snowberry fruit fly), 363 nucleotides long. RefSeq names its product rho GTPase-activating protein 26-like. Gene Ontology annotation, molecular function: protein binding; GTPase activator activity. NCBI's taxonomy places the organism in Eukaryota, Metazoa, Arthropoda, Insecta, Diptera, Tephritidae. Gene Ontology annotation, cellular component: cytoplasm. The record is from RefSeq and is a predicted model, not a curated record.